Messenger RNA from Dipodomys spectabilis (banner-tailed kangaroo rat), 3587 nucleotides. RefSeq names its product transmembrane protein 30A (gene Cdc50a). Gene Ontology annotation, biological process: phospholipid translocation. NCBI's taxonomy places the organism in Eukaryota, Metazoa, Chordata, Mammalia, Rodentia, Heteromyidae. The record is from RefSeq and is a predicted model, not a curated record. Gene Ontology annotation, cellular component: plasma membrane; Golgi apparatus; endoplasmic reticulum. The transcript has 7 exons. The coding region runs from base 90 to 1181 and encodes 363 amino acids.
CGGCGGGGCCUGCGCCUGCGCCUGCGCGUAUCCCGCCAGGGUCGGCCGGCGGCUCCGCUGGGCGCGUCACGGCCCGCAGCCCGGGCUCGAUGGCGAUGAGCUACAACGCCAAGGAUGAGGUGGACGGCGGGCCCCCGUGUGCUCCGGGGGGCUCCGCGAAGACCCCGAGGCCGGACAACACGGCCUUCAAACAGCAACGGCUGCCCGCUUGGCAGCCCAUCCUCACGGCCGGCACGGUGCUGCCCACCUUCUUCGUGAUCGGCCUCAUCUUCAUCCCCAUCGGCAUCGGCAUCUUCGUCACCUCCAACAACAUCUGCGAGAUCGAGAUUGAUUAUACCGGAACAGAGCCUUCCAGUCCCUGCCAUAAAUGUUUGUCUCCAGAAGUGACACCUUGCAUUUGUACCAUCAACUUCACACUGGAAAAGUCAUUUGAGGGCAAUGUGUUUAUGUAUUAUGGACUGUCUAGCUUCUAUCAAAAUCAUCGUCGUUAUGUGAAAUCUCGAGAUGACAGUCAACUCAAUGGAGAUCCUAGUGCAUUGCUUAAUCCUAGUAAGGAAUGUGAGCCGUAUCGAAGAAAUGAAGACAAACCCAUUGCUCCUUGUGGAGCUAUUGCCAACAGCAUGUUUAAUGAUACAUUAGAAUUGUUUCUGCUUGCCAAUGAAUCUGACCCUGUACCUACACUUAUUCAUUUGAAAAAGAAAGGUAUUGCUUGGUGGACAGAUAAAAAUGUGAAAUUCAGAAAUCCUCCUGGAUCAGGAAGCCUGGAAGAACGAUUUAAAGGGACAACAAAGCCAGUAAACUGGCUUAAACCAGUAUACAUGCUAGAUUCUGAUGAAGAUAAUAAUGGAUUCAUAAAUGAGGAUUUUAUGGUUUGGAUGCGAACUGCAGCAUUACCUACUUUUCGUAAGCUAUAUCGUCUUAUAGAACGGAGAAACGAUUUACAUCCAACAUUGCCAGCUGGACGAUACUAUUUGAAUAUCACAUACAAUUACCCAGUCCAUUCUUUUGAUGGUCGAAAACGGAUGAUCUUGACCACUAUUUCAUGGAUGGGAGGAAAAAAUCCAUUUUUGGGGAUUGCUUACAUCACUGUUGGAUCCAUCUCUUUCCUUCUGGGAGUUGUACUGCUAGUAAUUAAUCAUAAAUACAGAAACAGUAGUAAUACUGCUGACAUUACCAUAUAAUUUUAUAUUCUGAAAACAGAUCUAUUGCAUGUGCGUGAGGCCAGUCCUGUUCAACCUAGCUUUUGAAUGCUGAUGUCUGGUUAGUAUGUCAUUUUGAAGUUGGCACAUAAGUUUUCUUUUUUAAAAGAAAAUCUUUGUCCUUUGCUUCUUACCUAGAAUGACUUACCAAAAUAUUGGACGGGUAUUAUAAAAAUUAGCUAUAUUGAUCAUAUCAACACUGUAACUGCUUACAUAGCAUUCUGGUGUUUGCCUUUUAUUGGGACCAGCCACAUGAUGCAUAGAGCCUCUUUCAAGUGAAAUGCGUCUACUGCUUAAAUGUUUAUGCUGUGUUAAUAAUAUUAUAUUGACAUAUGAUGUGUAUAUGUGUGCCCAGUGUGUGAAGAGAAAGGAUUACAAGAUGUAUGAGUGUCAUGACUUGAUAACCUUUCACGAUUCAGAAUUAGGAAACGAUGAAGACAGACCAAAUCUAAAUAAAACACUUCACCAUUUUCUUGUGUCUUGUGUGAAGGCUUAAAGUGCCACCUUUGUAUUCAAAGAUGGUAUCUAUUCAAUUUAUCCAUUACGUACAGGUUAUUUUUUUGUUGUUGUUAAGCUUAGCUUUGAACUCAAAGGACAUGCUUGCCUCAUAUGGCCUAGAAAUGAAUGUUUAUGUCUAGGGAGAUGGAAAAGGUCUUGAAUAGAAGAAUUUCAAAUGUGGCUGUCGGGAAUCCCAACUCACUUGAAAUGUUUUUAUACCCAGUCCUUUCCCUUGAGGCUUUACACAUUGUAAGGGAAGACAAGAACAUAGGUGAGGUGGGUAUUGCUUGACAGAGUAUCCUCUUCCCUCUCAACUGUAAACCCACAUAAAUGCUCAAUGGCGUCCCAUUCUUGUGUAUUUAACAUUAAGAAAAUCACGUCCGCAUUGGAAAUACCUCAAGCUGUGCUUAACUGGCAGGUAAGUGUUUUUGGCUUAAGUACUAAUAUUAUAGUGUACACAUUUUUGGAAUUUUAAUUUCCUCUCUAUUCAAUUUUGGCAUACAGGUCAAAUGUGGAUAUGUAUACAUAUUUUCUUUACUUAAGAUUGUAAUUGUUUUGGUUAGUUUUCCUAAGAUGUACUUUAAACAGAUGUUCUAGAAAUUUCCUACAAAUUGUAGGGAUUUGGAUUAUGUACAUGAUAAAUUAUGAAGUUAUUUUCUACUAACUGGAAUUAUUUUAAUAUCUUUUAUUGAAUAAAUGCUGUAAUUUGUUUGCUAUGGAACUUAAUUCUUGAAGUGAAUGUAAAAUAUUUUUCCAUAUGCAUGAAAAUGUGUGAAUCAGAUGACUUACUGAAAUUUCUUUUUUAUAUACCUAAAGUAACUCAUGUUUAUGCAGAAGUAUGCUUGUUUAUGCAGGAUUUGUAAUGAUUUCCUUCAGUUAUAUUUUCAAUCAGAAGGUCUGGGUAAUGUAUCAAUUUUGAAUAAUAUCUGCUUUAAAAAAUGAUAUAGUUCAUAGUAGAAAUGUGCCACAAUUGUUCAGUUUUGUAUAACACGGAAUUCAGUUAAAAGAACUUGUAAUUCGUAGUAACUUUUAACUUCAGAAAAUAUUGUUGCAUGAGUUACUUGAUGUAUGGUUACUCUACACUUUGUGAGUACAUAGACUGUUCCUUACCUAAAAGUAGUCUUUUUUUUUUUAAUCUAAAAAGUAGUCUUUUUUUGUCAGUCUUUUCAGCAUGCUUCUUGUUGUUGUUGUUUUUCUGUUUUUCUUUUCCUGAAAAUUGUCUCUUGCACAUACCAGUUUUAUUUUCUGGAACAGUUCAUGGACAGAGAGAGGUUUUUUCCAAGCUUUCCAGAGAAGGGACUAUUAUUCUCCACCUCUUUUCUAACCAAAGGAGCAAGGUUUCUGUUGAGGAAGAGUGAAAGCACUCUUCCCACACUUUCACAUCUGUGGAGAUCGUGGACUCUUAACACAGGGCAGGAGUGUGGUCUGUUUGCCAGGACAUGGGUGGCCUGUGUUCUCACCUGCCUCCUGUCGUUUGAGCACCAAGGGAUGGCUGUGGAAGAAAGUGGUCUCAUAUGGUCUCUGGGAAGCAUGGGAAAAAAGGAAGAUAUUUAUUGCUGAUUAUUUUUGUUUUGGAAACACUGAUGUCAUAUUUGUGUAUCAUAGUCUUACAUUUUAACCGAGGUUAAGUAGAGAGCUGGAGAGAAAUGUAUCGUUUGUCAGGAAAUAUUUUGACAUGAAAUGUCUCUCAAUUGAAGGAAUUAUUCAAUAAGUAAAAGCUAAGACAUUUUAUUGAUAUUAUAAGGCAGUUGGAAAAUAAACUGGAAAAGUAACUGUACUACCUAAUAAUCAUUUAAGAAGAGUCAAGUAAUAUGUUUAUAGAAUAGUAAAGUUAACAUCCUGCUAGUAUGUUCUGCACUAAUAAAAAUGAACAAAAUUAAUUUUGCUAUA